UGAUUCUCAGCUCGGUGCCGAAGCAACACUCGUUCCUACGGUAGCGGCUGCGAAGCGCGUGCCCCGAUAUCCUCUGCCUCCGCAUCCGUUCCAUCCAUCACUCACCGCCGCGAGGACUUCACUACAUAGCGACUCGGCCGCAGCAGCAGUAGCAGCAGCAGCAGCAGCAGCAGGAGGAGGAGGAGGAGAAGAAUCAAGCCGCCGACGACUACAAACGACGACAGCGAUGGCAGCGCCGCACUACGAGAGCCAGCUGUCGCCGCACGUGAACACGAUAGUCGAGGGCAGUGCGACGCGCUUCACGGCCAAGCUGAAGGGCGAUCCGCGGCCGGACAUCGUCGUCUACCACGACAAGCAGCGCAUCGAGCACAGCCGCAAGUGUCAGGUCAAGCAUGCCGACGACGGCACUGUGACGAUCACGAUUCCCGAGUGCACGCGCGACUUCGACGGCACGUAUAAGAUCGUCGCGACGAACGCGCACGGCGAGCGCAGCACCGACGCAGAGCUGCUCAUAGAGUUCGACCCGACCGUCUAGAUGGCGCCACCGUCGCCCCCCGCUAAUCAAUCUUUUCCGCUCCUCCCGAGUGACGUCACGCGACGAGGUCAUCGCGCAUGCGCUCCUCCGUCGAAUCUACGCCAUGAUUGAUUCGCGCGACUUCGGAAAAAAUUUCGAAUUGGAAACUAGAAGUAUUAGAUUUGUUUUCGUGAGCACGGUAACAAGGGUAUGCUUAAUUAUUCAUGACUGAUUAAUUACUAAGAUGUCUUUAAUGCCUUACUCCUGAUGUAUUGUAUUAUCGAGUAAUUUUACACCGGUCGCCAUUUUGCAUCUCCACGAUUCUUAAACCUGGACAACAAUGCCUAUAUGGAUAUGCUUUUGUACUUCUAAUGCAUUAUCACGAUAAGUGCAAGUGCAUGCUUGCAUAUCAGAUUGCUAUAUGUGAUGUUAUCAAGCAAUAUACAAUUUUUUUGUAAUGUUUCGAAGAAAUUAGCAUGUUCUAUAAAUUUGCGUCGGAUUACGUUCGAA
This is a messenger RNA of Priapulus caudatus, 1024 nucleotides long. RefSeq names its product myosin light chain kinase, smooth muscle-like. The transcript has 2 exons. NCBI's taxonomy places the organism in Eukaryota, Metazoa, Priapulida, Priapulimorpha, Priapulimorphida, Priapulidae. The record is from RefSeq and is a predicted model, not a curated record. The coding region runs from base 227 to 535 and encodes 102 amino acids.